This is a messenger RNA of Heteronotia binoei (common prickly gecko), 1112 nucleotides long. RefSeq names its product limb and CNS expressed 1 (gene LIX1). Bases 315 to 1064 code for a protein of 249 amino acids. The record is from RefSeq and is a predicted model, not a curated record. NCBI's taxonomy places the organism in Eukaryota, Metazoa, Chordata, Lepidosauria, Squamata, Gekkonidae. Gene Ontology annotation, biological process: autophagosome maturation. The transcript is spliced from 5 exons. Gene Ontology annotation, cellular component: cytoplasm.
GAGGAAUGUGUUUCACAUGAUUAGCUUCUCCAGUUAGCCAGUAGGUGGGUGUGUUUAACAGAAGAAAGCAGUAGGAAGGAGCCUGUCAGCCUGCCUUUCCAGCUAAUUAGCUCAGCAUACAACAAAGAUAAGCGAGCCAGGGAGGAGGACCCCCUGAAGGGUCUUUUAAGUCUGGGCAAUGUCUGAUUGGCAGAUGCUGAAAGAGAUUCCUGACUAAUCCUGUUCAUCAAUGAACUGCAUAAAUUCAGUACAGGACUGCAAAAAUUUAGGCAUGAGGACACUCGGUGGCUGCCGUCUGGAAAAGACAGACCAAGAUGGACAAAACCUUGGAAUCUCUACAACAUAUAAUUUCCCAAGCCCUGCCUCACAGAGACCCUGCACUUGCAUUUAAAGACUUGAAUGUAGUUGCAAUGCUGCAGGAAUUUUGGGAGAGUAAACAGAAACAGAAAGGUGUAUUUUCAAGUGAAAGCACUGUAGUAUAUGAGUCACUGAAUUCGCCUGGACCUCCAUUUGUGAGUUAUGUCACCCUGCCUGGAGGAAGCUGCUUUGGUAACUUUCAGUACUGCUUGAGCAGGGCAGAGGCAAGACGAGAUGCUGCAAAAGUAGCUCUGAUCAAUUCUCUCUUCAAUGAAUUGCCUUCUCGCAGGAUCACAAAGGAGUUCAUUAUGGAAAGUGUUCAAGAAGCUGUUUCUUCAACCAGUGAACUGAUGAUUGUCUUUCAACUACUGCAUUGGAAUGGAAGCCUCAAAGCCCUGCGUGAAACAAAGUGCUCUCGGCAAGAAGUGAUUUCCUACUAUUCCCAGUACAAUUUAGAUGAAAGAAUGAGAAGUCACAUGGCCCUGGACUGGCUGAUGAAGGAGCAAGAAACUCCAGGAAUUAUUUCCCAAGAGCUACAAGUGGCACUCAGAGAGCUGGAAGAAGCAAGGAAAGCUGGACAAGAGCUGCGAUUUUACAAAGAAAAAAAAGAAAUACUGGGUUUAGCGCUGAGUCAGCUCUACAGCGAUCAUGCCAUCACAUCUUCAAAUGAUGAUCAUAUGAGUCUAGCCCUCAGUGGCUUUCGCUAGGCAGCCUAUUGCCGCCAAAUAGAUUUGUAACUCUGAGCAGUAAUGUGG